CCGGUCCCUGGCCCAGGCCACGCCCCGUGGGCGGGCGGGGCGGGGCGGCCGCGGGUUCCUGCGCUCGCGGCCCGCGGCAGGCGACGGCGACAUGGAGAGCGGGGCCUACGGCGCGGCCAAGGCCGGCGGCUCCUUCGACCUGCGGCGCUUCCUGACCCAGCCGCAGGUGGUGGCGCGCGCCGUGUGUAUGGUCUUUGCCUUGAUCGUGUUCUCCUGCAUCUUCGGUGAGGGCUACAGCAACCCACACAGCUCCGCUCAGCAGCGCUGUGUGUUCAACCAAAACGAGGACGCCUGCCGAUACGGCUCCGCCAUCGGGGUGCUGGCCUUUCUGGCCUCGGGCUUCUUCUUCGUCGUCGAUAUCUAUUUCCCCCAGAUCAGCAAUGCCACUGACCGCAAGUACCUGGUCAUCGCUGACCUGCUCUUCUCAGCUCUCUGGACCUUCCUGUGGUUUGUUGGCUUCUGCUUUCUUACUAACCAGUGGGCCGCCACCAAUCCUGAGAAUGUGCUGGUGGGGGCUGACUCAGCCCGAGCAGCCAUCACCUUCAGCUUCUUCUCCAUCUUCUCCUGGGGCACCCUGGCCUCCCUGGCCUACCAGCGCUACAAGGCUGGCGUGGACGCCUUCAUUCAGAACUAUGUGGACCCAACCCCAGACCCCAACACGGCCUACGCCUCGUACCCUGGCGCGUCGGUGGACAAUUACCAGCAGCCGCCCUUCACCCAGAACGCAGACACCACUGAGGGCUACCAGCCGCCCCCUGUGUACUGAGCGGCACUGCAGGGCAGGGGAGGGUGCCCGUUCCCCUGGGCCUCCCCUUAAGGCCUCCUGAAGCACCCUGGUCUGUGUGCCCAGCAGCACACAAGCGCCUACUCCCAGAGGAGCUUCAGUCAGCCCCACGCCUCGAGGGCGUUUUUGAGGAAAGGUUUUCUAGUUGCUUUUUUUCUUUGCCCUUGGUGCUGGGGAUAAAACCUAGGGCCUCGAGCUUGCCAGGUGGGUGCUUAUGCUGCUGAGCCUAAUCCUCAGCCCCUCUGUUGCUUUUAAUAAGCCCCAUGCUGCCUGGAGUAGCCUUCCGCACACUGUGACAAGCACCACAGCCUUGGCCUGGCAAGGACAGCUGGUCAGCUGGGCUUUAUGCCAAAGAUGGGCCAGGGCCUCGUGCUGGUGCUGGGCUGGGGCUCCCACCUCCUCACUCAGGUCUGCCAUCUGCACCUCUGUGCCUUUAGCCUCCAGGGUCUGCCCUGCUCGCCUGGGCUUACGCUGUGUCCUCUGGGGGGGUCACUGCUCUGUGCCAAUCACUUUCAGGCUGGCUCCCUGACAGCCACAGGUAUGAGGAUAGUGCCUGCGUGGGAGACCUGUGGCCCCUUCUUUUUGCUCCCUCCCUGGCAGCAGGGUGGGGCUUUUGCCUGACAUAACACCCAGCUUUAUGUAAAUAUCCUGCCACUUGAGUUACCCAGUGUGGCAGCCAUGGCCCCCAGACUGAAUGUAUUGAAAAGCCUUGGGGGAGAUGCCCCUUGCCCCUGGGUUCUAUUAGACUGGUUUGGAGAUGGAAUAAAUGUUUUUCUCAGUU
Cavia porcellus (domestic guinea pig) is the source of this 1565-nucleotide messenger RNA. It is a transcript of the gene Syngr2, whose product is annotated as synaptogyrin 2. The transcript has 4 exons. The record is from RefSeq and is a predicted model, not a curated record. Gene Ontology annotation, cellular component: synaptic vesicle membrane; neuromuscular junction. NCBI's taxonomy places the organism in Eukaryota, Metazoa, Chordata, Mammalia, Rodentia, Caviidae. The coding region runs from base 92 to 766 and encodes 224 amino acids.